Fusarium coffeatum is the source of this 489-nucleotide messenger RNA. RefSeq lists its product as uncharacterized. The transcript is spliced from 2 exons. NCBI's taxonomy places the organism in Eukaryota, Fungi, Ascomycota, Sordariomycetes, Hypocreales, Nectriaceae. Bases 1 to 489 code for a protein of 162 amino acids. The record is from RefSeq and is a predicted model, not a curated record.
AUGACGCAAGAGGGUUGGAAUAUGCAAUUAGUGAAUGAGAACAGUGACAUUCGGUUCGAAACUGAUGAUUUCAUAUGUCGAAACUUGAAAGACUACGAGGAAACUCUUGAAAAGAUCAACGAGAUGGAAAAGGAUCCAAAAACAGCAGCUGAUGAUAAGAAAUUGUUGUGCAGGACCUGGUCAACAGCCGAUAAGUAUGGAUUCAGUGGAGCGGAGUGGCUGCCUAUGAAAACAGAUGGACAUGAUGCGGAUGCAGCAUUUGACCCAGAAUCCUUAAUGCUGUACCCAUCUAAUGCUGGCGGAAUUGGUGAAGUCAAUGGCGCCGACGACGAUCAACGGCUGCCCAUCCUGACUUACCAGAACGGUGACCGGAUCCCCAUUCGAACGGGUGCUUCUGUGGCAGACAUUGAUAAGUUGAUCACUAUCUAUGGCGACAAGUACAAGGGUGAAGGUUCGAAGUACAUUGUCUUUGAAGGGAGGAGACACUAA